AUGCAGAUCUUCGUGAAGACGCUGUCGGGGAAGACGAUCACGCUCGGGGUCGACAGCACCGACUCCAUCGCCGCCCUCAAGGCCAAGAUCAAGGACAAGGAAGGUGUGCCCGAGGACCAGCAGCGCCUGAUCUUCGCCGGGAAGCAGCUGGAGGAUGGCCGCACGCUCGCCGACUACAACAUCCACAAGGAGUCCACGCUCCACCUGGUGCUCCGCCUCAUCGGCGGCAAGGGCGGCAAGGGCGGGAGCUACCCCAAGAUCGAUCCCAACCUCCUGCAGCUCGCCCUGAAGUACCGGCAGCACAAGCUGGUGUGCCGCGUGUGCUACGCUCGCCUUCCCCUCCGAUCCUCCAACUGCCGCAAGAAGAAGUGUGGCCACUGCAACGAGACCAGGAUCAAGAAGAAGCUCAAGCUGAGGGAGUCGUACUGAUGCACUGG
This is a messenger RNA of Lolium rigidum, 437 nucleotides long. RefSeq names its product ubiquitin-like. Gene Ontology annotation, cellular component: ribosome; cytoplasm; nucleus. The coding region runs from base 1 to 429 and encodes 142 amino acids. Gene Ontology annotation, molecular function: structural constituent of ribosome; ubiquitin protein ligase binding; protein tag activity. The transcript has 4 exons. The record is from RefSeq and is a predicted model, not a curated record. Gene Ontology annotation, biological process: protein ubiquitination; translation; modification-dependent protein catabolic process. NCBI's taxonomy places the organism in Eukaryota, Viridiplantae, Streptophyta, Magnoliopsida, Poales, Poaceae.